Neoarius graeffei (lesser salmon catfish) is the source of this 4026-nucleotide messenger RNA. RefSeq names its product SUMO specific peptidase 1 (gene senp1). The record is from RefSeq and is a predicted model, not a curated record. The transcript has 18 exons. Gene Ontology annotation, biological process: protein desumoylation. Bases 436 to 2646 code for a protein of 736 amino acids. Gene Ontology annotation, molecular function: deSUMOylase activity. Lineage: Eukaryota; Metazoa; Chordata; Actinopteri; Siluriformes; Ariidae. Gene Ontology annotation, cellular component: nucleus.
CUUUCGGCCAUGUUGUGGUUUUAAAUGAGGAAGAAGCGGGAGAGACUACCGUGGAAAAAUAAGUUGUGCGCUUUUUACCUCCCGCUCAGAGUAUUUCUUUCGGCUCUGUUAGGAAAAAAACGAUACAGACAGAACACUGUUUCCUCAAGUUAGGGUAUAUAUCUGAAAUAUCGUCACUUAUCGGUAGUAUUAGCACCGCUAGCGGGUUAGCUCGGUAGUUGUUGAGAGGUUAGGUUAGCUAGCUAGGAAGUUGCGUUGACUGACUGGAAAUGAGGAUUAGGCUAGUUAGCUAACAAAGCUAGUUAGCAUUUGGUAACUCUGGCUACUAGCAUGCGCUCGGCGGGAGUUCCAGUACCCGAAUGCAGGAGCUGGCUGGUGUUCAGUGUGUUUGACUGACUUGUGUGGCUUUAGGAGUUUCCUCUAAAGAGCUUCAACAUGUUCAAUAAACUCUGCGAAUGGAUCGAAAGUGGAAUAGCGACUCUCCGGAACGGCGUACCUGCUGCUGAGGAUCACACCGACACCGGCCGAGUCCAACAAGACGCUCCUUCAUGGAGAAAAAGACCAUUAGAGCGUUUAGAAGAUGGGGAUGCCAUUAAUCAUGAAGAGGACAGAGCGGUCAAAAAGUUUAAAAUGGGAGAUAUUAUGGACACAGUGAAGAACGCUGCUGAAGGGGUGAAGACCCACGGCUCCACUGUUGCUUUGUGGAUGCGCAACAGUGUUAGUCCAACGUUGAGGAACAUGCUACCUGCUUCCCCUGGCCCACCUCAAACCCCGAUACCCGAUACAGCCAAUUCAUCAGGAUCUGUGUGUACUGAAAGAAAGUUGGUUGAAAGACCAUAUGAAGUGCACAAGGACACAUUCUUGGCUCCUGCAACAGCUAUCGAAUGGAAGACCAUCGUUAAAUCAGACUCUCUAAGAACUGAGCAGUCAGUGACUAUAUCAAAGGUCAGCAAACGACAUGGUCAUGCAAGCUUUCCACCCCAUGAGACGCACAAAUCCAAUGGCCACCCGGUUACUACCUGCACGUCGAAGCCUUGUCCAUCUCCUCGACUCGGCCGUCCUCUUCACGUCAGAGCACAGAGAUCGCCAAGUCGGUUUUUGACGCCUGGACCAAGCACAGGGAACACAUCUUACACCAGCAUGUAUGAGAAAACCUUUCCCAUUCGAGUUGUGCAGAAUCCUUCCCCCAGCUCCUCCGGCCGUCACUGGAGAGGCAGAACUCACUGCACAGCACAAGAGUCAGUACGUGAGGAGGAGAAGGAGGUCUACAGGCAGUUACUCGCCAUGGUGUCUGGAGGCCAGUCAUCGUUCUUCCACGACGGCACUUCUAACCCAGGGAUCCGAUCACAUCGGGAUUUUUCCAGUUUCCUGAGUUCGAGUCGCAGACUGCUGCAGUGUGCGUCGCCGGCAGGCUCAGGAGCAGGAGAGUCGUCUCUCGGUUUAUCCAGCCUGUGUCCUAGUCCCCAGACCUCGAGCGCAACGUACAGCCCUUGUGCGCUCUCCAACGGGCCUGAAACACAGUCCUGGGAUCCUGACUCCAAUGGCAAAUACAUCUCGAGAAAGACCGCGCUGGCCGAUCGGUCCGUUCCCUCACCGGCGGCUCUUCAGGAUACAUCAUCUCAGGACACACAGUCUUCUGGUGUGCACUCUGCUCAUGAUGGGGAUUCUGUCAUUUUUGUAAAGGAGCAACAUGGCAAGACACCAGAGAGCUCCAGCGUGCCGUGUUUCCAAGCCGAGUUGUGGAUCAAAGAACUGACAAGCCUUUAUGAUGCUCGUGCUCGGGAGAGACGAAGGCUAAUAGAGGAGCAAGAAGCUCUGGCAUCUCAGCUUCUGCAUCAGCGUCUUUCCGGCGAGGGCAGAGCAGAUUCAAGAAGCGUGGAGCUGCGGGUGCGAGUCCCUCUAGAAAAGGAGGUUCCUGUGACGCCUGUGGUUGAAGAACCAGAGCUUGAAGCAGAGGAGCAGGAAUUCCCCGAGUUAACCGAGGCAAUGGAAAGGGAGGUGAGCCAGGGGCUGAGAGGAGGCGGUCAGGACGACACGCUCAGCGAAGGUUUCCGUCUCUCCAUCACCAGGAAGGACCUGCAGACCCUCAGCCACCUCAACUGGCUCAACGAUGAGGUGAUAAACUUCUACAUGAACAUGCUGGUGGAGAGGAGCAAGUCACCAUACCUACCUUCCGUCUAUGCCUUCAAUACGUUUUUCUUUACCAAGCUGCGCAGCUCGGGAUACUCAGCUGUACGGCGCUGGACCAAGAAGGUGGAUAUCUUCUCUGUGGACAUUAUCCUGGUGCCUGUCCACCUAGGAGUGCACUGGUGUCUUUCUGUAGUGGAUUUCCGCAAAAAGACCAUCACGUAUUUCGAUUCCAUGGGCGGGAGCAACGACGAGGCGUGUCGGAUUUUGCUGAAGUAUUUGAAGCAAGAAAGCGAAGACAAAAAGAAGCAAGAGUUUGAUGCCUCAGGCUGGAUCCUUCAUAGCAAAAAACGCAACGAGAUUCCUCAGCAAAUGAACGGCAGUGAUUGUGGAGUGUUUACAUGCAAGUACGCGGAAUACAUCACCAAAGACAAACCGAUCACAUUUACACAGAAACACAUGCCGUAUUUCAGGAGGCGGAUGGCGUGGGAGAUCUUGAACAGGAAACUUCUGAGAUAAGAUCGUGCUACAAGGACUUGCCUAGGAAAGUGGCGACUUGGAGGACUUUUUUUUUUUAAUGGAGCUUGAUACCUCAGAUUGGACUCGAACGAGAAACGGACGUAGAAGUGGUGAAAUCACACUUCAGCUCGUGUCCUAUUUUAGUGACGCUCAGCCUGCUUGAAUUUUUUAAGGAUGCCUACAAAGGGACCCUGCGAAGCCCAAGUGUUUUUCUCCUAAUUAAUUCACCUGUGUUUACCUCUGCGUCAUUCAUCAAAUGCAUCUUGGUCAUCUGCAUCAUUCAUCAUACUUUGUGCUUUUUGCUUGGAAUUUCUCUGUAGCAUGAUUUCUAUCCAAAUUGUUUUUUUUUGUUUGUUUGUUUUAUUGAGAAGUAUCAUCACUCCUUAUCUGAAGUCAUAAUUGUUAAUUAGUUUGUGUGUUUGUUUGGGUCCCCCCCCCCAAUCAAAUCUGACCGAGGACAGCAGCUUGGGACCAAUUGCUAUUUGCUUUGCAACAGUAAGCAAGCUAAAUCUGACAAUCCCAACUUUUGUAAACUGAGAAAACAAACAUACAAAAUAACACUAUAUUUUUGAUGUCAAGAUGUUUUGUAUUUUGUAAAACAUUUCCGGAUAAAUAUGCCAUAAAGAUGAUGAUUUUUUUUUUUUUUUUGUUACAAAAUAGCCUAAUUGCAUUUGGCUCCUGUUUCGACCAAGGUCACAUUUCCAGCAGUUAUGACUUCAGUCUGAGUUUCUUUUCUUAGGAAGACUCCAUACAGAUAGCCAAGAAACCCUUUCUGAUGGUUAUUUUUGCUGCAGGAUGGAACGAGCAGCAGAGUGGCAAAUCAGAUCAGCAUGAUUUAUCUAUAGAGAGGUCAGUGUAGGGCAACUCGACCUGUAAAUAGAACCAGCAGUAUCGCAUCCUCCCUGUUUUAUAUCUGCCCCAGAGGAUAUUCGCCUCUCUUUAUGUACGUGUACUAUAUUUAGAUACUUGCAGCUGUUUCUAGUUUUGUCUCCACUAUAUUUGCAAUUAUUGUAAAUACAAUGUCUACACAGAUUAAUUGAAGUCAUAUUUAAUACAUUUUUUCUACCUUUUAUUAUUGUUUUGUAUGUAGAUCUGGUCUUUCCAGAAAUAAAACCCUGAGGCUAUGUCUUGGAUUGAUUGUGUACAAAUUUUUUUUUUUUCCCUUUGGCUUACUGAUGAUUUUUUUUUUUAAAUUUUAUUGUGCUGAAUUUUGCCAAAAGAAAUGUGAUUCCUCAGAGACCUCACGUUAGAGUCUGCACCAAAUAUCUACAUACUUAGGGGGAAAAGUUGGUGUUAGAGGCCCUGACAGACAUUACAUCUGUAAUGAUUUUCCACUUACCUCAGAUUUUCUCAGAAUUUCUUAUAAAAAUGCAAUCAUAA